Fusarium keratoplasticum is the source of this 1719-nucleotide messenger RNA. RefSeq names its product CAP-Gly domain-containing protein. The record is from RefSeq and is a predicted model, not a curated record. Lineage: Eukaryota; Fungi; Ascomycota; Sordariomycetes; Hypocreales; Nectriaceae. Bases 1 to 1719 code for a protein of 572 amino acids. The transcript is spliced from 3 exons.
AUGUCAUCCUCCCACCGAAUUGGGCAGCGCGUCUCCUACGAUGGAGCCCUCUGCACCGUGAGGUUCGUCGGUGAGGUCGCAGGCACCACGGGUACCUGGCUCGGAGUGGAAUGGGACGACUCGGCCCGGGGCAAACACGACGGAUGCCACAAGGGCGUCCGCUACUUUACAUGCAAAUCAAAGUCCCCCACCGCUGCAUCCUUUGUUCGGCCUUCGCGCCCUGCUGACCCGCCGCGGCACUUUCUGGCUGCCGUCAACCACAAGUACGCCUCCGAGUAUACCCUUCCCGACGGCCGGAGGGCAGCCGAGGAGAUCAUCUUCUUUGGGAAGCGUGCGGAGGAGGUCGGCUUCGAGAAGAUCCGAAGGAAGCAGGCCAAUGUGGCCGAGCUCACCGUCGUCAUCCUUGAGGACCUGCAGGUCGCUACCCCGAGGGCUGAGCAUGAGGAGGAGGGCGUCAUAGCCAAGACGUGUCCCAAGAUCACCCAGCUUGACCUCAGCCGCAACUUGUUUGAGCGGCUUGACCCUGUGCUCGACAUUUGUCGUGAGCUGCCAAACCUUCAGCAUCUGAGCAUCAAUGGAAACCGUUUCCAGGAUGUUCUGGACAAUCAAACCACGGGUGUGAUUGAUGGCGUCAAGGAGUUGUCGCUUGAGGAGACAAUGCUGAGUUGGGAAGAAGUCUGCCACAUCGCCGUCAAAUGCCCCAUCCUGGCUGCACUUGAUGCUGGUUCAAAUCACCUUCAUAGCCUUCCCCUUGUCAACUUUGGAACUCUUGCAUCUACUCUGACUUCAAUCAACCUUGAGAUCAACGAGUUUACGACACUUGCCGACAUCAGCACUCUCACAGCUCUCAAGGCCCUCCGCAACAUCCACCUCAAAGGGAACAACAUCUCAGCCGUUGCACCAGAAGGCUCUGAAGGUCCCAUGUUCUCCGACUCUGUUCAGUAUCUCGACGUUUCCUACAACAACAUCCAGUCAUGGACGUUUGUGGAUCAGCUACCCAAGCACUUUCCAGGUCUAACAGGCUUGCGGAUUGGACACAACCCAUUCUACGAUGCAGCCGAUAUCGAUGCCAAGGCUUCAUCCGCAGAAGAGUCUCACAUGUUCGCCGUGGCCCGUCUUGCCUCACUCAAGUCUCUCAACUUUAGCCAGGUCACGCCUGCUGACCGCACCAACGCCGAGAUGUUUUAUCUCUCUCGUAUUGGAAAACAGCUCGCGGCCGUGCCAGAGAAUGCAGAGGCGGAAGUUUUAGCCCAUCAUCCUCGUUAUGCUCAACUUUGCGAGAUGUAUGGUGAGCCAACCAUCAACCGCCGGUUAGAGGUCAAUCCUGCAUUUCUUGAAGCCAGGUUAGUUACAGUUGGUUUCCACUUGGGCAAAGGCGAAGAGAAGGUCACACAGAUUCCCAAAUCAUACGACAUCUACGCUGUGAAAGGAGUCGCUGGAAAACUCUUUGACAUGUCCCCCCUCAAGAUGGGACUCGUCUGGGAGACUGGCGAGUGGGAUCCCGUGGCCGGUUUCGAUGACCAAGAGGGAGACAGCAGCGACGAGGAGGAAGCCGAAGAAGAGAGGGAACGAAAGGGGAUAGACACACACGCCGCGGAGGAUAGCUCAGGCAAGGCAGGACGAUGGGUCAAGAGAGAGGUGGAACUCAAGGACGGGCCUAGGCAGCUGGGAUACUGCGUGGACGGGUUGGAUGUCAAGAUCCGCGUGGAGGUUCGAUAG